Molecule: messenger RNA, 2248 nt
Organism: Brassica napus (rape)
Lineage: Eukaryota; Viridiplantae; Streptophyta; Magnoliopsida; Brassicales; Brassicaceae
Product: precursor of CEP13
Exons: 1
Coding region: 1242-1526 (94 amino acids)
Biological process (GO): response to osmotic stress; cellular response to nitrogen starvation
Source: RefSeq, a predicted model, not a curated record
AUCUCUUGUCAUGGUUAAUAUUUCUCUUGUUAACCAACUAAACUAACCUUAGAUUCUGAACCUGUCACAUAUAUACUAACUGACUUGUCUUCUUUUGUUCUCUGUACUUUGCAGGAGCUCUAAAUUAUGAUUAUGGAAUACAUUUUUUCAUUGUGUCUAUCAUCGCUUGUGUUUGUUGAGGUAAGAGCAAAAUAUUUGGAGGAUAUGAAGAAACUGGGAGUUAUUUAUGGCUAAUUCAACAACCCUCAAGAGAUUCAAACUCUCCGUUUAGAUCAGAUAGAGGAAAUAAAUUAUGUGAUCCUCAACGAGCUCUUUGCAUUGGCAAGAAAAUCUGUCACGUGUGAAGUUGUUGUUCAACCACAUGUAUGUUUUCACUAGAUCUUCCAGUUAAUAGAGGUAUGUUAAGUAACGUUUGUUUAUAACAUAUACUGUAUCCCACGGAUAAGAGUUAGCAAAAAUCUCUAAUAAUUAGUUUACCAAAAAAAAAAAAGAUCUAGCUAUAAGCACACAAAAGUCCAACAAUAAAAAGCAGUCACAUAAUACUGAAUAGUGAAUACUAAUAAACCACACUAAUAAUGAGCCACUCUUCAACUAUGAAUAUGACAAUAUUAGCAAUUUAUUAAGUUUUGUAGUCUCUUACGGAACAUAUUUUCUUAGUCAGGAACUUAAUAAGACAUAUAUAAGAAAUUGAUCAUGAGAAAAAAAUUGUUUCCUUUUUUUCGUAUUUUAUAAUGUUGAAAGUAAAAAAAAAAAUCUCAAAAAAAUUUCUCAAAAAAAAUCGUAAAAAAAAAUUGAAUGCUUUUCUCCACGAAAUAUACAUUUCUUUGUCAUAUUAACUCAAUUUUGCUAUUGUUAUAUUAUUGCUAAAUUUAUAUAUAUGCGGAAUAACAAUACCAAAAUGUUACUUUCGUUUUGUAACUAUAUACUAUCAGAAGAAUGAAAGGUGAGAAAUGUCUUGGUAUGCUGUUCUUGGAGAUACAAGAGCACAAACACAUAUUUAUCAACUAGUUGCAAUCAUGAACACUGUAUUGUGUAUAUAUACGAACUCACCAGCUUAGUUCAUAUGUGCCUAACCCAAAUUACCAUUGAACUAGAUCCACUCUCUUUCUGUCUCUAUAUAUAGAUCCACUCUAUCAUUCAUUCACACAGAAACAUACUUACCAAAUCUAAAAAAUAAAGCCAAAACUUUUAUUUCUUCAUUAAACAAUUAAUCUCUAAUAUUAUCAAAUCAGUUAUACGGAAUGGCACAUCCAAGGAUCCCCAUUUCAACUAUUUGCUUAUUGCUUUGUAUUGUAGGUUUUGUCUCGCAAUCUUGUGAGGCUAGAAAGGUUGUAAUGCCUUACGACGCAAGCAAUGGAUUGUUUCUUAGUGUUUUACCAAAGGGCAAUGUGCCACCUUCGGGUCCAAGCGACAAGGGUCACACUUCUCCGCCUAAGGAUUAUUCCGAUCAACAUAUGGUUCAGGGAAACUCGGCGGAGAUUUACCGCCAACUAGGAUCGGUCCCUAGCCCCGGCGUUGGUAAUUAGGCACAUUAUAUCACCGACUUAUAUUGUCGAUUUCAUUUCAUAAUAUUAUCAUAUAUUGUAAGUCGUCUUUUCUUUUUUUUUUGUCAUCUUUUUUUUGUCAUCAUAUUGUAAGUCGUCUAAUGAUUAAUGUUUGUGUGUCUUCAUAAAAUGAUAUGGUGCCGGCUAUAUAUUGAAGUUGUUGUGUUUAUGUGUGAUCUGUAGUUGAGUAAUAAAACCACUAUCUUACACUUGUAAUAUGUCUAUGUGUGUGUGUUGGCAUAUGGUAUCGUACAUACAUGUAUGUAAAGACUAAAGAGAUCUAAAACUGAAAAAAAAAAAUACAUUUUUAAAUGAUAUUGUUCAUGAUUUUUUUUAAUUUUCGAGUGCUAUAGUUUACAAAUUCCAUUUGUGGCCAUAUUUACAUUACUUCAUUUCUAGCUAGUAGUGUAAUAGUUAAGCUUACAGUAUAAGUUCACAAAUUUAAUUAAGUCCAAAGAUUAUAGUAAUUACUAAAGAUUUUAAGGAACAAGUUUUUAACGAAAGAAAGAAAGAUUCAGGACGAUCCGAUUACACAUAUAUAAACAUGAACAUUUGACUAGUGCCCACUAUGACUAGUGCCCACUAUAAUCGAGAAAAUAUAAAUAGUUUGCGUACGUAAACUAAAUUCAUCAGUAACGAAGCUAAUGGUAUAAUCCUAUAGCUUUUAAAGUGAAUAAGCUUUGCUUUGGCACCUUUCUGGACAA